AUGACUAGCACUUUUUCGUACGACAUAAAGACCAAAAAUGCACAACCGUUAUUUGAGUUUGGAUCAGCAUACUGCCCGAAAGUUUCCUACCACUUCAAUCCUUUGGUAUCACAUUAUCAUUAUGGUGUCAGACAUCCGAUGAAACCAUUCCGAUUAAUGUUGACGGAUCAUCUAGUGUCUUCAUAUGGAAUGCAUAAUAUAAUGGAUUUGUAUCACACUCGAAAGGCUACUAAAGAAGAGAUGUUAGAGUUCCAUUCUGAAGAUUAUAUAAAUUUCAUGCAAAAAGUUACUCCGGACAACCUCAGUAGGCUACCGAGAGGUACUUUGGAAAAGUUCAACAUCGGUGAUGACUGUCCCAUUUUUCAAAACAUAUAUCAGUACAGUACCUUGUACACUGGUGCCUCGCUGGAUGCCAGCAGGAAGCUAAUAAAUAAUCAAUCAGAUAUCGCAAUUAAUUGGUCUGGUGGCCUUCAUCACGCCAAGAAAAACAAUCCCUCCGGGUUUUGUUACGUUAAUGACAUUGUAUUGGCUGUGAUUAAUCUACUGCGAUAUCAUCCAAGGGUACUAUACAUAGAUAUUGAUCUGCACCAUGGCGACGGUGUACAGGAAGCAUUCUAUACUACGGAUCGAGUUUAUACAAUUUCCUUUCACAAAUAUAAUGGUGAAUUCUUUCCAGGCACGGGCAAUUAUGAUGAGAUUGGAUGUGCUAGAGGUAAGCAUUAUACAGUGAAUGUUCCCUUAGAAGAUGGUAUUGAUGAUGAUUCCUAUAUCAAUCUCUUCAAGUCGAUUAUUGAUCCUUUAAUAACGUCUUUCAAACCUACAGUGAUCAUUCAGCAGUGUGGUGCUGACUCCUUAGGUCAUGAUAGAUUGGGAUGCUUCAAUUUAAAUAUAAAGGCCCAUGGUGAAUGUGUCAAAUUUGUUCGGUCAUUUGGCAUUCCUAUGUUAGUUGUCGGUGGUGGAGGUUAUACCCCACGAAACGUAUCUCGAUUAUGGACUUACGAAACAGGUAUUCUGAAUAAUGUUUUAUUACCCAAAGAUAUACCGGAAGAGAUUCCAUUUCGCGAUUCAUUUGGUCCGGAUUUCUCAUUAUAUCCUGUUCUUGACGACUUAUAUGAAAAUAGAAAUAGCAAGAAAUAUUUGGAAGAUAUUCGAAUACGAUGCCUGGAGAGUAUAAGGUAUCUACAAGGUGCACCAAGCGUCAGGAUGGAUGCAGAAUAUAUCCCCACUCAGGACAUAACAGGAUUGACAGAAGAGGAAGAUGAACUAAUAAAAGAACUGAUUGAAGAGGACGAAUCUUUAAGGCUUCAAAAAAUUGAGAAGGACAAUCAAAAAAUUUUGUAA
Zygotorulaspora mrakii is the source of this 1341-nucleotide messenger RNA. RefSeq names its product histone deacetylase HOS2 (gene HOS2). Bases 1 to 1341 code for a protein of 446 amino acids. NCBI's taxonomy places the organism in Eukaryota, Fungi, Ascomycota, Saccharomycetes, Saccharomycetales, Saccharomycetaceae. The transcript has a single exon. The record is from RefSeq and is a predicted model, not a curated record. Gene Ontology annotation, molecular function: histone deacetylase activity.